CGCUGCCUUCUUCACCCUCCUCCCUCAACACCUUCCUUGCCUUUUCUUCUUCCCUCUUCCUUUUCUCUCUACCAAAAAAUGGAGGACGCGUUCGACGGCGCUAUCGGUAUCGACCUUGGCACGACCUACUCUUGCGUGGGUGUCUGGCAAAAUGACCGUGUCGAAAUCAUUGCCAACGACCAGGGUAACCGGACAACGCCCUCCUACGUCGCCUUCUCCGCUGAGGAGCGUUUGAUCGGUGAUGCCGCAAAAAACCAGGCCGCGAUGAACCCUCGCAACACCAUCUUCGAUGCGAAGCGUCUCAUCGGCCGCCGUUACGACGACCCGGAUGUCAAGAAGGACAUGGUUCACUGGCCGUUCGAAGUCAUCGAGAAGGACGGAUCACCAAUGAUCAAGGUUGAGUACCUCGGCGAGGAAAAAAGCUUCAGCCCUCAGGAGAUCUCGUCCAUGGUCCUCACGAAGAUGAAGGAGAUCUCGGAAGCGAAGCUCGGCAAGACUGUCAAGAAGGCUGUUGUCACGGUUCCCGCAUACUUCAACGACUCUCAGCGUCUCGCGACCAAGGACGCUGGCGCCAUUGCCGGUCUGGACGUCCUCCGUAUCAUCAACGAGCCGACCGCUGCUGCCAUCGCGUACGGUCUGGACCGUCAAUCGAGCGCAGAGAAGAACGUGCUCAUCUUCGACCUGGGUGGAGGUACCUUCGAUGUGUCGCUGCUGAACAUCACCGGGGGUGUGUUCGCGGUUAAGGCUACCGCUGGUGACACUCACCUUGGUGGUGAGGACUUUGACAACAACCUCUUGGACCACUUCAAGAAGGAGUUCCAGCGCAAGACGAAGUUCGACAUCUCUGACGAUCCUCGUGCUCUGCGUCGUCUGCGCAGCGCGUGCGAGCGUGCCAAGAGGACGCUCUCUAGCGUCACCCAGACUACUGUCGAGGUUGACUCCCUCCACCAGGGCGAGGACUUCUCAGCGAACAUUACCCGUGCUCGCUUUGAGGAGAUUAACGCUUCGCUUUUCAAGUCGACGAUUGACCCUGUCGAGCGAGUGCUCAAGGACGCGAAGAUGCCCCGUGAGAAGGUCGAUGACAUUGUCCUUGUCGGUGGCUCUACCCGUAUCCCCAAGGUCCAGUCGUUGGUUUCCGAGUACUUUGGCGGCCGUCAGCUGAACAAGUCCAUCAACCCCGACGAGGCUGUUGCCUACGGUGCCGCUGUCCAGGCGGCCGUCCUCACUGGCCAAACGUCGGACAAGACCGCUGACCUCCUGCUCCUCGAUGUUGCUCCUCUAUCCCUCGGUGUCGCCAUGCAGGGUGAUAUCUUCGGUGUUGUCGUCCCCCGCAACACCCCCAUCCCCACGAACAAGUCACGAACCUUCACGACCGUCGAGGACAACCAGACGACUGUCACAUUCCCUGUCUACGAGGGUGAACGCACGCAGUGCCGGGACAAUCGCCUGCUUGGAGAAUUCGAGCUCAACGGAAUUCCUCCCAUGCCUCGUGGGCAAGCCGAGCUCGUCACCACCUUCGAGGUCGACGCGAACGGUCUCCUCAAGGUUACUGCACAGGACCGUGCAUCUGGCCGCAAGGCUCAGAUCAGCAUCACCAACUCUGUUGGCCGUCUCUCGUCUGCUGAGAUCGAGCAGAUGAUCAAGGAUGCCGAGCAGUUCAAGCAGGCCGACAAGGACUUCUCUGCACGGCACGAGGCGAAGUCAGACCUGGAGAGCUACAUCCACCAGGUCGAGAACACGAUCACCUCGCCUGAGAUCGGCAUGAAGCUCAAGCGUGGAGCUAAGCAGCAGGUUGAGGCUGAGCUUGCGCGUGCGCUAGAGAAGCUCGAGAUUGAAGACUCGACCUCGGACGAGCUCAGGAAAGCACAGCUUGGCAUCAAGCGUGCGCUCCAAAAGGCCACCGCUGGUAUCCGGUGAGGCUGCAGGAUAUCGGGUUUUUGUUGCUUGUUGGCAUGUCUUUUGCAUCUGGUCACGCUCAGCUUCUUGUUGUGCCCUACAAAAUCGAUGCUUUCUUUUUCGCAUUCGCACUGUUGUAUAGCCUUCGCUGUAUCGUUUGUAUCCCAUACGAGGUUGCCCGAUGCUGCUCAAUUACUGUCUGAUUUUCAAACUA
Molecule: messenger RNA, 2110 nt
Organism: Postia placenta MAD-698-R-SB12
Lineage: Eukaryota; Fungi; Basidiomycota; Agaricomycetes; Polyporales; Adustoporiaceae
Exons: 9
Coding region: 79-1917 (612 amino acids)
Biological process (GO): protein refolding; vesicle-mediated transport; cellular response to unfolded protein
Cellular component (GO): cytosol; nucleus; cytoplasm
Molecular function (GO): heat shock protein binding; misfolded protein binding; ATP-dependent protein folding chaperone
Source: RefSeq, a predicted model, not a curated record